CCUCCUUUGUCUGUCUGGCUCAGGGCUGCAGCGCCAGAGGAAAUCAAGAAAUGUCCAGGCGUGGUGGAGGUGGUGGUGAAUGGGGACAAGCUCUGCCUCUGCUCCGAAAAAGACGAGGGAAAAACUACUUUCAAUCGACUGAAGCCUCGGCUUCUGAAAGGGCUAUGGAAAUCAAAAAAAACAAACAAAACAAACAAUUUUCUUUUUUUGAACGAUAUUCGGCAUUGGAGCCAUCGGACCCGACCAAGUUUCGGACACAAAGUGUAGUGUGACCACAAUAUCCGAUAAUACGACCUGUCAUUUUAGAACAGCAAAGUAUUUGUAUGUUUUUGAAGAACCAGACUUGAAUGGAUAUUUGACCUCAAAGAGUGCACUCGCAGCCAGAGGAAGGCCAACCCCGCGCCAAGUAAGAGCCAAACAUGAUGUGAACGGCAACAGGACUGUUCCACCUUUUCCAGAGGGGACAGAGAUGGCCAUAUUUGGUAUGGGCUGUUUCUGGGGGGCAGAGAGGAAGUUUUGGAGACAAAAAGGCGUUUAUUCCACCCAAGUGGGCUACGCGGGAGGAUACACACCUAACCCCACCUACAACGAAGUCUGCACAGGUAGGACAGGCCACGCCGAGGUGGUGAGAGUUGUCUACCAUCCAGAGAAGACCAGCUUCACCAACUUGCUCACAGUUUUCUGGGAAAGCCACAACCCGACUCAAGGGAUGCGACAGGGGAAUGAUAUUGGGACAGCAUACCGUUCUGCCAUCUACACCGACACAAAGCAGCAGCUCGAGGAAGCGUUGGCCUCCAAAGAUCAAUACCAGAAGGUAUUAACUGAGGAAGGAUUUGGUGCGAUUACAACAGAAAUAGCCGAAGCCAAGCCAUUUUACUACGCCGAGGAUUACCACCAGCAGUACCUGAGUAAAAACCCUGAUGGAUACUGUGGUCUGGGAGGGACUGGAGUCUCCUGUCCAAUAGGAAUCAAGACCAAGGCCUAGAUAGCCAAUGACAGCCAAGAACCAUCACCUUCACUAAGUAUGCAACAGUGCUUUAAAAAUGCUUACAGAAUCAAAAAAGCUUUGCAUUUUAAAUAUAUAAACAUCAGGUUUUCAUGAAGGAACAGGAAGUCUAUUAUUUAUACUGUCUUACACCUGUGAACCUAAUGAUGUUGGCAUUUCUCAGAGUUAAGACCAGAGCUCUCUGAAAAUAAACUGUGAUUGUCAAAGCAUAAUAGCACUGCUGGAUGUAACCCAGUGAUUCAGCUCUUUGCUUUUAGUAAAAAUACCAGUGCCUCAAAAUGUAUGAAAAUGACAUGUAUUGUAAAAGUGAUGUAGCAUGUUACUUUUGCGAAAGGCUUGACACAAAAUAUACUCCUUGACAUAUGCAGUACUAUUGCAUAUGUUAGAUAUAUGAAAGUUUAUAUAAUCAAAUUAAAUCUAGUGAAAAAAGUGGUAAAUUCCAACAAAGUUUCAGCACAAAAUGUAUUCAUAAAGGCAUCAAAUUUGAGUCCACAUUUCACUGUUGUUCAUACAUGAAAGAUUAGAUGUUGUGUUGGUGACUGUUUUUAAAUACAACUGCACUGCAGAUAAAAGUCAGGUGUUUUUAUGCUCAGGGUACUUUAAGAAGUCUGUAGAGGAAUUAAAGUUUCUGAAAU
Molecule: messenger RNA, 1641 nt
Organism: Sander lucioperca (pikeperch)
Lineage: Eukaryota; Metazoa; Chordata; Actinopteri; Perciformes; Percidae
Gene: msraa
Product: methionine sulfoxide reductase A
Exons: 6
Coding region: 470-985 (171 amino acids)
Biological process (GO): cellular response to oxidative stress
Cellular component (GO): cytoplasm
Molecular function (GO): peptide-methionine (S)-S-oxide reductase activity
Source: RefSeq, a predicted model, not a curated record